Microtus oregoni (creeping vole) is the source of this 3397-nucleotide messenger RNA. Its product is annotated as discoidin domain-containing receptor 2. NCBI's taxonomy places the organism in Eukaryota, Metazoa, Chordata, Mammalia, Rodentia, Cricetidae. Gene Ontology annotation, molecular function: ATP binding; protein tyrosine kinase collagen receptor activity; collagen binding. Bases 304 to 2868 code for a protein of 854 amino acids. Gene Ontology annotation, cellular component: membrane; signaling receptor complex. The record is from RefSeq and is a predicted model, not a curated record. Gene Ontology annotation, biological process: cell surface receptor protein tyrosine kinase signaling pathway; multicellular organism development; protein phosphorylation. The transcript has 18 exons.
GGGGGCUCCUUCACCGGCAAAGUGGAAAAAGAAGUGGUUCACAACCAAUUCUUCUUUUGGGGUUGGGGGAACACAUUGGAUUACAGCCGUUUUCUUCUGUUCAAAACUGGCGUCCCAGGAUGGAAGGAAAUCUACAAGUGGCCUGACAUCCGAUGCUCUAGAAAGUUCCGGGCUUGUUGCUUGGAUUCUCUUAAGAAGCUGAAAUAACUGAAGAGGAGCGGGGGCCUUCUGUUUUGGAGGGUUCUGUCCAACAGAGGAUGUUCUACACCCAUUGACACUUCAGAUCCAACUCCAUCUUCCGAAAUGAUCCCGAUGCCCAGAAUGCCCCUGGUGCUGCUCCUGCUCUUGCCCAUCCUGGGUUCUGCAAAAGCUCAGGUUAAUCCAGCUUCAUGUCGCUAUCCUCUGGGCAUGUCAGGAGGCCACAUUCCAGACGAGGACAUCACAGCUUCAAGUCAGUGGUCAGAAUCCACGGCUGCCAGAUACGGGAGGCUUGACUCUGAAGAAGGAGACGGAGCCUGGUGCCCCGAGAUCCCCGUGCAACCUGAUGACCUGAAAGAAUUUCUGCAGAUUGACUUACGUACCCUGCACUUUAUCACUCUUGUGGGGACCCAGGGGCGCCACGCAGGGGGUCAUGGCAUCGAGUUUGCGCCCAUGUACAAGAUCAACUACAGUCGAGAUGGCACUCGCUGGAUCUCCUGGCGCAACCGGCAUGGGGAGCAGGUGCUAGACGGGAACAGUAACCCUUACGAUGUUUUCCUGAAGGACUUGGAGCCGCCCAUUGUCGCCAGAUUUGUCCGCCUUAUCCCAGUCACCGACCACUCCAUGAAUGUGUGCAUGAGGGUUGAGCUUUAUGGUUGUGUCUGGCUAGAUGGCUUGGUGUCUUACAAUGCUCCAGUUGGGCAGCAGUUUGUACUCCCUGGAGGCUCCAUCAUUUAUCUGAAUGACUCUGUCUAUGAUGGAGCUGUUGGCUACAGCAUGACUGAAGGACUAGGCCAGUUGACCGAUGGGGUAUCCGGCCUGGAUGACUUUACCCAGACCCACGAAUACCACGUGUGGCCUGGCUAUGACUACGUGGGUUGGCGGAAUGAGAGUGCUACCAAUGGCUACAUCGAGAUCAUGUUUGAGUUUGACCGAAUCAGAAACUUUACUACUAUGAAGGUCCAUUGCAACAACAUGUUUGCUAAAGGUGUGAAGAUCUUUAAGGAGGUCCAGUGUUACUUCCGCUCGGAAGCCAGUGAGUGGGAGCCCACGGCCGUCUCCUUUCCCCUCGUCCUGGAUGAUGUGAACCCCAGUGCUCGGUUUGUCACGGUGCCUCUCCACCACCGAAUGGCUAGUGCCAUCAAAUGCCAGUACCACUUUGCCGACACAUGGAUGAUGUUCAGCGAGAUCACUUUCCAGUCAGAUACCGCAAUGUACAACAAUUCUGGAGCCUUGCCCACCUCUCCUAUGGCACCUACAACCUAUGAUCCCAUGCUUAAAGUGGAUGACAGCAACACUCGGAUCCUGAUUGGCUGCUUGGUUGCCAUCAUCUUCAUCCUGCUGGCUAUUAUUGUCAUCAUCCUGUGGAGGCAGUUCUGGCAGAAGAUGCUAGAAAAGGCCUCACGGAGGAUGCUGGAUGAUGAGAUGACAGUCAGCCUUUCCCUGCCCAGCGAGUCCAGCAUGUUCAAUAACAACCGCUCCUCGUCCCCAAGUGAGCAGGAGUCCAACUCUACUUAUGAUCGAAUCUUUCCCCUGCGCCCUGACUACCAGGAGCCGUCCAGACUCAUCCGAAAGCUCCCAGAAUUUGCUCCCGGGGAGGAGGAACCGGCCUGCAGUGGUGUUGUGAAGCCAGCCCAGCCCAACGGACCUGAAGGGGUACCUCAUUAUGCAGAAGCCGACAUAGUGAAUCUUCAGGGGGUGACAGGUGGCAACACCUACUCAGUGCCCGCUGUCACCAUGGACCUGCUGUCGGGGAAGGACGUGGCUGUGGAAGAGUUCCCCAGGAAACUAUUGGCCUUCAAGGAGAAACUGGGAGAAGGCCAGUUUGGGGAGGUUCAUCUCUGUGAAGUGGAGGGAAUGGAAAAAUUCAAAGACAAAGAUUUUGCUCAAGAUGUCAGUGCCAACCAGCCUGUCCUGGUGGCCGUGAAGAUGCUCCGAGCAGAUGCAAACAAGAAUGCCAGGAAUGAUUUUCUUAAGGAGAUAAAGAUCAUGUCUCGGCUCAAGGACCCAAACAUCAUCCGUCUCUUAGCUGUGUGCAUCACCGAUGACCCACUCUGCAUGAUCACGGAGUACAUGGAAAAUGGAGAUCUCAAUCAGUUUCUUUCCCGCCACGAGCCUCUGGGUUCUUGUUCUAGCAAUGCCACAGUCAGUUAUGCCAACCUGAAGUUUAUGGCUACCCAGAUCGCCUCUGGAAUGAAGUAUCUCUCAUCCCUUAACUUUGUCCACCGAGAUCUGGCCACCCGAAACUGCUUGGUGGGCAAGAACUACACCAUCAAGAUAGCUGAUUUUGGAAUGAGCAGGAACCUGUACAGUGGUGACUACUACCGGAUCCAGGGCCGGGCCGUGCUCCCCAUCCGCUGGAUGUCAUGGGAGAGCAUCUUAUUGGGCAAGUUCACCACAGCAAGUGAUGUGUGGGCCUUCGGGGUGACUCUGUGGGAGACUUUCACCUUUUGCCAGGAGCAGCCCUAUUCCCAGCUGUCGGAUGAGCAGGUCAUUGAGAAUACUGGAGAGUUCUUCCGAGACCAAGGGAGGCAGACUUAUCUCCCUCAACCAGCCAUUUGCCCCGACUCUGUAUAUAAGCUGAUGCUCAGCUGUUGGAGAAGAGAGACCAAGCAUCGGCCAUCAUUCCAAGAAAUACACCUUCUGCUUCUUCAACAAGGGGACGAGUGAUGUCAUCAAUGCCUGCCAAUGUUCCUGUGGCCCAGGUCCUUCCCACAAGACCUACCACUCACCCACGUUUAAGCCACUUCAUCUGGACAUUUAAUGGACCAAAGAGACAGAAAAGCGUUCACUUUACCCUCUUACUGUCUCUUGCCUCCUCCACUACACUUCCCUAUUCCCUACCACUGACUCAUAUAUACUUUUUUACAUGAAAUAACUAAAAAAGAAAAAAAAUAGAGCAGAUAAAAUUUAGUAAAAUAAAUAUUACUUGAUAUAUCUAAGUGUUAGAUAAUAAAGGCUAGAAACUCAGAUAAUUUAUAAAGGUUAUGCUUAUGUUUAUAAGUGUGCAGAUCCUGCAAUAUUUUCCAUGUCACUUUCUAUAGAAUACCUUUAGAAAGAAAAACUUGAAGAAUACGAAUGUCUUGGGAAGCAUGAGCUUAGGCAUAAGGAAAGGACUUGGUAGCCGUGAAGAAUUGCAGGACUUGGUACUCCGCAACUAAUGGAUGUCUUCUUGACUUGGCCUCUGGACUUGACCCAC